CCUCAAAGUACUCGAUGUAUAGUUAAAAAAUGGGAGGGCACACUUGAACCGAGCUGCUCUAUGAAGGUAGGCUGCAGCGUGUGUUUAUUGAUGAGAUGAAAAGAAGAUGGAAGUGAGAAAUGAAACAAAGUAAAGGAACAUAUUAAAAAAAAACUGUACGCGCUUCGUCGGGGGAAAACAGGGGAUCCGUGGAAACGCUGUCGCCACUUUUUGAACGAGCUUCGAAGUGCAGAGCAACACAUGAUUUGGACAGAGAGGACUGACAGCCUUGCCUAGCACCCGGCCUCUGAUCAGCCAUCUCCACCAGCAAACUGAAGCUUGACCCCUUUAUCACCAGCCACACAAUCAUCUUUGGAACAAAACGUCAUCUAACUGUGACAUCAGUUGCAAGGGGAUGACCGAGCGCAUUCAUAACAUCAAUCUCCACAACUUCAGCAAUUCUGUACUUGAGACCCUCAAUGAGCAGCGCAACCGUGGGCACUUCUGUGACGUGACUGUUCGGAUCCAUGGAAGUAUGCUGCGAGCUCACCGGUGUGUCCUGGCUGCUGGAAGCCCCUUCUUUCAGGACAAGCUGCUGUUGGGCUACAGCGACAUUGAGAUCCCUUCUGUGGUCUCAGUGCAAUCCAUCCAAAAGCUGAUUGACUUUAUGUACAGUGGGAUUCUGCGGGUUUCUCAGUCAGAGGCCCUGCAGAUCCUUACUGCUGCCAGCAUCCUACAGAUCAAGACCGUCAUUGAUGAGUGUACCCGCAUUGUGUCCCAGAAUGUGGGCCUGGCUGGGCCGGGGGGGUUCCCUGUCAUACCAGGAGACUCUGGUCAGGAAACACCCCGUGGCACGCCAGAGUCUGGCACUUCUGGGCCCAGCAGCGAUGCAGAGUCAGGUUAUAUGCAAGCAACAUCACAGCAAAGCAUGGAUCGUGCUUAUACAUCACUCUACUCCUACCCUGGCCUCUCUCUGCAGAAUGGCACCCGUGAGCGCUCCUUGUUCAUUAACCCUCUGACGUCAAAUUACGAUCCGAAUCUCAGCACUCAGAAGGACCACCAGUCCCAAGAUCCGCCCUGGAUGAACCGCAUCCAGGAGAGAUCGCAGCAGGUCGAUCGCUUCAUCUCCACAGCAGAGUCCACCCACUGCCGCAAGCAGCCCCGACCGGUACGCAUACAAACAGCAGGGAUGCACAUAAAGCAGGAGGUUGAAGAUGAGUUCAGCUGCUACGAUAAUUUGGGGGACUGCCCAGACGACACCGACCAUGCUGAAGGUGUAGAAAGUGAAUCCAAGGUUGAGAGUUUUGACUCAGGGGUGAGCUCCUCCAUCAGCACCGAGCCAGAUGCUGUGGAGCAGCAGCCGUACCUGGGCUUUGGACGAGACGUGAGCGGGGAGGGGCAGCAAGGUGAAGGAGGUCCAGUGCAUAUAGAGGUCAAUGACUCGUCACCAGAGCAAGUGCAAGAGGCAGAGGACGGGGACACGUCCCACAGCACUAGUGACAGUAGCAUGAUGCAACCCCUGCCAAACUCAGUCAUGUCCCAGUCCCUGCCAAGUGCCCCGCACUUCAUGCGCCCGACAGAAUCACACACCAGCAAUCUGAGGAUGCCGCUCACCGUGACCAGCAAUUCCCAAGUGAUGGGCACUGCUGGAAGCACCUUCCUGCCCACACUCUUUCCUACACAGCCGCCUAGAGACAACAAGUCUUACCUUUACCUUACUGGCCAGCAGCAACCCCAGUUUGUGGCAGUGCCGCCCCCUGCAAUGCCAUCAUUCCCGAACCCCAUGUCGGUACAGCAAGCGCCAGCUCAGCAGCAACAGGCUGCAGGAGGAGUUGGUUCAGGGGAAAAGAAGCCCUAUGAAUGCACUCUCUGCAGUAAAACCUUUACUGCUAAACAGAACUACGUCAAACACAUGUUUGUCCACACUGGUGAGAAGCCUCAUCAGUGCAGCAUCUGCUGGCGCUCGUUCUCCCUGAAGGAUUACUUAAUCAAACACAUGGUGACACACACAGGGGUGCGGGCUUACCAGUGCAGCAUCUGCAACAAGCGUUUCACCCAGAAGAGCUCUCUCAAUGUCCACAUGCGGCUGCACCGUGGAGAGAAGUCCUAUGAGUGCUACAUCUGCAAGAAGAAGUUCUCACACAAGACCCUGCUGGAGAGGCACAUGGCCCUGCACAGCACAGGCAGUGGCAUCACAGGCCUGUCGGGGAGCGCAGGUACCCCGGGCCCAGUCUCCAUCCCCAUCCCUAUGGCUGUCCCUGAGCCUGGAGCUGGAGUGGUGGCCCUCGCCAUGCCAGUGAGCGGAGGUGCUGGAGUAGGGGCUGGGGUUGGAACAGGAGUGGGUGUAGCCGCAGAAGCGAGCUGCCAAGAAGGGACCACCUACGUGUGCUCCGUCUGCCCUGCCAAGUUCGACCAAAUGGAGCACUUCAAUGACCACAUGCGAAUGCAUGUCUCCGAUGGAUAAGUACUAAUAGAUAAACUUCUUUCAAAAAGAAUGACAAAUAAAAUGGCACUAGAUUUCCUUUUCUUGUUUUGAGGUAUGAAGAGUAAUGAGUAUAGACACUGGCACAUUAAGUUUCCCAAAAAAAAAAAGAUUUUUUUUUUUCUGUUAUUCUAAAAGAAAAAAAAGAUGGUGGCCUUAAGGCUUAGUAGUUUGAUAUUGAUCUACUGGAUGGAUCCUAACUACAGGCCUCUAAAUGUAUGCUUUCCUAAAAUACUGAUUUAUGUGUUGAACACUACCGAAAGGCCUACGAAAGAAACACAUACACACAAACACACCUUUAGCGUAGAUAUGUCUGAAUGAUUAUACAUGUGCAUAUAUGUUUUGAGCGUUUGUGUAUUUGCAUGUGUCCCUGUUUGUCCCUUGUGUGUGUGUGUGUGUGUGUGUGUGUGUGUGUGUGUGUGUGUACAUUGCCAUGAAACAUAAAACAUGGCAGUUGUGAACCCAUACUGACCAGUUUGGAAACUAUAGAUGUCCAAGCUUACUGUGGUAUAAUUUACAACAACAAUAACAAAAAAAUCAUCUGGGGUUGGGCUACAUACUCCCUCUAAAAAUACUGAUGGUCACAAGAUUGCCUUCUUAUGUAAAAUAAAAAAAAGGAGAGUAGUUAAUUUGACACUUGGUUUUAUUUAUUCCUAAUGGUAUUAAGGGAUUAUAAUACAGCUGUUGUCAAGGUACCAAUUUCAAUCACUUUUCUGAAAUGUAACUUGCUGUCGGUGGUGACAGGGACAAAUAUUUCUCAUAUGUUUUGUAAUUGUUGUCCAUGCAUUUUUGAUGGUUAACAUUACGUUUACUAAAUUAGGGUGUGUUGACGAGACAGUAUUUGAGCAAAAAUAUGUUUCUUUUUUUCUGAAGUUUGGAGUUUAACUCAUUUGCAUACACUGCCACUAAUAUCUUAAAAGACUGUUAAGGCUAGUAAACCUCUUCCAUUUCAAAACAUAAGAAAAAAAGAAAGAUUCUUUUGCUGAUGAAUUUCUUUUUUCUUUUUUCUUUUCUUUUAGCCUUUCACAUUCACAGUUAUGGCAGACUGGCAUAUGCGACUAAACUCUCUCCUUCAUAAUUGCUGCUCCUCAACUUGCACCUGACUGUUAUGGGUCUUAGAUUAAAAAAGGAUCUGUCACUUUAACCAUUGUUGUUAUUGAGAAGCCUACAUGGUUUUAAUUUGAUGACGACGUAUUAUAAUAUUGGGGUUGGAGGACAGGGUGGGUGGGGGGGUUAGGCUCUGGUUGUUGAUUGGAACAGUGUUAAAGAGGGAGUAAUUUGAUUUGUAACAAAUUUGAAUUGGAAAUAAAUGGCAUCCUUAUCCUAGAACCCCCGUAUAACCACUUCAGUACAUUGCAAAGCUACUUCAGCGAGUGGGAGCUAAAUGCAUUACUCUUUAUGUAUUGGCUCUCCCUGAAGGCUCAAAUUGCAUGCAACGUUCUGAAAGGAAAUAAAGUUUCAAAGCAAAACAAGUAGCUCCAUCGAAAUCACACUGUUUCGUGAUAUACCACAAGUUGCAGAUGGACUUUCUAGACAAUAGUAAACAUUCCUGAUUUAUCUGAAAAACCUAAACACAGCAUGUACAGAAUAGAUUAGGAAGCUAGUGUGCGCAAGUUGUCAUCCAUGCAUCACAUCACUUAAGGCUCAUUUCUGAUAUUUGAAUUGUUUUGUAAUUGCUUUCUACUCAAAAUAGGACACACACACACACAUGCAAUUGCCUGCAACUGCAAUCUGAAGGAUUUGUUCAUUUAUGUGAGCAAACACUUUCGUAGUUGUGUUGUUGAAAGAAUAACUGCGUACAGCAGGUCUUAAAAAGACUUGCUGUAGAUUCAAGAAAACAAAGUGCUACUUUGCACAUUUUCUUAAAAUGCCUGUGCUUAAUAUUUAAUCAUUUUUCCUUAAAUGAACUUCUAUGAUUUUCUUUUAUUCAAUUUCAAAGGAAAAAAAAACAUUUUUUAAAUCUUGAUAAGUGGACUGCAUUAUUUUCUUGCAUAUAUGUUGCACUGCUUAAACCAAUAAGUGCACUACUGUUAACAGAGAUAUUAUAGUUUUAGAAAAGAGGAUUUUUUUUAAAAAAAAAUCUAACAUUUGGUUGUAGAGUUCACAUGUUAUAGAAUAGCUUUGUUUCAAUUUCUUCAUUAAGUAAUUCAGCAGUUCUUGGCUUUUGUUAUUGCUUGCACUUACCUACAGUAUAUACUCGUGCCGCAUCGAUGCAAGCAUUUAUUUUGAUUUAAAUUUGUAUCAUUACAUGUGCUCAUCUAUGUUUUAACAUUUUAAUUCAUUUUUUUAUGGAGUCAGCUCCCUUAAACAGUUAUUCAAUUGCAUUUCUUUUCAAACAGAAUUUUCCUACGAGAACAUUCAAGCCAAACAAGGUUAACACUGAAACAACAGUAAUAAUAAACACAGCUCCCACCCAACUCCGUUGGCGGAGGUAAUAAUAAUAACUAUUAUAAUAUUAUUAAUAAUAAUAACAAUACAUUUAUAAUGUAUGUGUGUGUGUGUAACAUAAAUGAUAUGUGUGUCCUAGAACAAUAUUCUGUGGGUUUAAAGGUGUUGGGAGGUGAUGGAGUGCAGCUUCUUUGAUAUCUGUCUGUCAGUUGUACACAGUCGUGUCCCUUCCUUAGUGUUUGUAUGUCUGUGGGUGUCUGUGUGUGGUAUAUAGCCUAAUCAAACUGUUGAUAAGUGGAAUAUCUGAACUGUAGGGCUUCCUUAGCAAUAUGCAAACUGGUACUAUGAGAAGCAGCUCUCUAAGCGUUUUGGGCAAACGUGGCACCUGUGAGAUUUGUUGUGAGAUUCGAUUGAAGCUGAGGUGAAGUCCUGUUCACUUCAUCGUACUGUUUGGAGAAAACAUUUCCAGCAUUUUGAUGCUACACUUCAUAGGACUGCUAAUAGAUUUCCUGUGGAGUCGGUUGAAGUCAAGUCAAGUCACGAACAUGUGAGACCUAGAGAGAUUCUGUAUCCUGGUUUUUCCUCAGCUGAAAGAAAAAGGAAAAUAUUGAUCCCCACAUUAGAAAUACACUGAAAAAAGCGCAAGGCUAGUCCACAGUAAAAGUAGCACAUUAUUUAACAUUUGAUUGGGCCUGUUUCCUAUUGUGUGCAUAUAAGCCUAAAUUGUACUGUUCCUGUUUGUAGCUGUUGUUGCCAGGAUGGCAAUAUUGCUGCAUGCUAGUGCUAUAUUUGUCUCUACACAGCACGUGGAGGGUAAUCUCAUGCCUUAACAGACAAUGCACUAAAUAGAAUAUGUAAGCAACUGCCGAGAUCUCUUUCCAACAGUACUGCCACAUAUAUGGCACACAGCUCAUGAUGUUGGUGUUUGUCGUCCGUUCAGUACCGAGUUAAACACUGCCAAACGAACAUCAUCACUUCUUUCAAAGGCAGAGACAUUAAUUGAAUUGUUUCAGUGUAAUGUAUGUAUUCAGUAAUCUAGCAUUCCUUCAUGGCACCUAAAUUUUACAUAUUUUGUGUAAACACAUACAGUAUAUCAAAUGCACUAUUGACUGUAGCUAGAUGAGUACAACCAGCUUUGUGGUAUCAUUGGUCUAAAUAGUAGGUUAAGUAGCUCGAUGUUGGUUUUUUGAAAUAUUUGAUUUCAGAAUUACACUAUCAAUUGUUUCUCUUAUCUUUUUUUGGAAUAACAAAAGUAGCCAGUCACAACGUUAUCUGGAUGAGGGCUAAUAACUCAUCCCAUUUGUCAGUUGACUUCUUGUAUCAUAAGGUGUUUGAUAGCAGACCAGGCUUGGAAGGGGAGGAACUUUUUCUCCAGGGUGUCAUAACGUGCUACAGCCCCCACCCUCCCCCCUCCGCCUCCCCCCCUCCCCCUCCCCCGGCCCUUUGCCCUUCUUGCAUAAGCAUCACAUGCUCUUCACUGUCCAUAGUUAUAUAUUCCUUAAACUGCUUCAGCUACUCGUGGUGGUGCUUAAUUCUCUUUUCUCUGUGUUGCAAAAAGUUGGUUGAGAAAUUGUUGAAAAGUUGCAACAUUAUCCAGAAAAUAAGUCCUUAUCUCAAUCGUGCUUCUUCUAGAUGUUAGUUUGAAAAAAAAAAGAGUAUAGGCUUUAUGUUUGCAAAGUGUUCGCAUAUUUUCCAGAACAAAACAUAUUGAAAAGUAGAUAAUAGCAUUGAGCCUGCAGCUGUUUGUAUUGUGUUUCAGAUAUAUUACUGUUCAUGUUUUGUUUAUCUUAGUGUAGAGACACAGGGUCUACAGUACAUUGUUGUCCUUCUUGCAGUAUGUUUAAUUCAUCGUUAUACUUCUUUAUUUCAGGCUUCCUCCUACUUUUUUUAUGGUGAUCAUAGUGGUGUUGAUUAUUCAUACAUAGCUUCACACAACUGGAUUAAGGGUAGUCAGUUAUUGAGUCAUAUGUCACAGUGUAAUAUAUUAUAUGCUUAUAUGCUUUGCAUCGAGAUGAAAACAAGGAAAUGGAAGAGAGUAAUCGUGAGGGUCGUGUUCAGUCAGGAGCAGGUUUCAUUUUAUUCUGGUAAGCAUGUGUCUGUCUUCCUGUUUGUCUUUCAGUCUGUCUCCACACAUUUUAAGUCAGAUUUUUUUUUUUAUUAUUAUUUAAGCUUGAAUAAAGUCACAAAGAGUAGAAUACAGAAAACACAUGAAACCACUCAGAUAAUACAUAACUGCAUUUUCUCUGGCCUUCUACAGUACACAUAAGAGUGAAAUAGAUGACUUCUUACAAAUAUACUAUAUAUAUUUAAGUAUCACCAUCUCCACACAGAUGAAGAUAGUUUGAUAAAGACAUAAUUGCAGCUAGAGUAUACAGUACCUUGUGGGAUAUAGGGAAUAUGCCUAUCAAGUGCCUAUCAGUACAUACAGCAACUAUACAGAAUAUUCAUAGUUUUUCUCUCCUACAUUGCACAGAUACAGUAUAUACACAAUGGUCUAUAAAAAUAUACUAUUUAUGCUAUUACUGCUAAGACCUGGUGGUUGUGAGUGCAUCCUAAGAGAACCCUUUAAAAUACCUGAAAUGUUCUAUACAUAUACAGUAAAGGUUACAUCUGCAAGUUUUAUUUUUUAUCUUACAUUUAUACAGUUUGGAGGAUUCAAAGAUAUAAAAUGCAAUCACGUUUUGAUGUUUUAUCAUCUAAGUAAAGUAUAGUUUGUUCAAAUGUAGUUUGAGUAGGUUCAGAUGGUACUUGAAAAAAAAAAAACGAAAGAAAUCAUAAAAUUUAAUGACUUUUCUCUUCUUUCAGGUUGCUCUCUCUCUUGCUCUCUCAUUGCUGUUUGGCAUUUUACACAUGCCAGUUUUUUGCUUUUUGUUUUUUUGUUUUCCCAGUUUUUGCCAGUUACAAACAAGCCAUAUACCGUACUGUAUGUUUGGAGGGGGGAAAAGGACAGUGGCACUUUGAGAACAGCAGAGGGAGCCACACGUCAACUGGAAGGAGUCAAGGUUAACUCGUUGCCUGCCAUAAUGAAUGAAAAAUUGGAUUUAAUCUUGUUGGUAAAUAUUUACAUUCUUCAGAUUAUAACAGUGUCUAUAAGCAUGGCAAUGGUUACCUCCACUGGCACCUGCUGCAAAUGAAUCAGAAAUAGUUUGCAGGUUGUAGAAACUGGCAGCUGCCCUCAUAGUUUACUUUUCAAAGUACACCCACUUGUCCUUUGACCUUGAUAGCAGGCCUUUCCAUAUGCCAGCCAAUGGCCAAUUUCCCCACAACAAUUAUUAAAGUUUUAUCUUAUCUAACAGCUUUGUUGUUUACGUACAGCUUGAAAUUGUAAAGGGCAAGCAGCGAGCAACGUGAAAAAAGAAGCUGGUCAUUAAACGUUAGACUCAAAGUAGAUAUUUAUAACCGCUACUUGGAGGCAAAAUGAAAUUACAGAUUGAAAGUUUUGGCAACAGAGAGAAGACACACACACACACACACACACACACACAUUCAAAAGUCUUUAGGUAGUUGGUUUAACAACAUGAAAAUGAAACCAAAAUGAAAAUAUAGUAGAAUAAAAACCAUAAAUCAAGUUUCAGGACUGAGCGGCUGUGAGAUAAAAGGUUUUGGGAUGGCGUAUUAUUCAGUCCCCUGUGGACUAAUUACCACAGUUUUCUCUCUAACCUUCUCCAGCCUAGUUACUGUGCCAGAUUUAGGAGAGUGAAAAAGGACACUUUUUUAAUUAUGCCACUGUUGUUAAGUUAGAUGUGAGAACCAAGCAGCAAAACGGAAAAUAAAAGUAAUUUAAAGAAAUUUCUAUAAAACCAUACCAAAAGGAAGUGAUUGUCUGUAUUUUGAAUCUUUAAAUCCUCCAUUAUACAUAGUUUUCAAUAAAAUAGGAGAAAACAGCUAUGAUGAACAAAUGCACAUGUGCAAGGCUUAGUUUCAUAUACAUUUAAUGUUAAAAUGAAGCAUUAAUAAUAUAGGCAAUGUGAUAUAGCUAGUCCCUGUCAUCCAACCGUCGCACUAUGACACACACAGACAGCAUCUGUUCAGAUUUUUACAGUCAAAUAUUCAGAUUCUGUUUUGAUUUCGAGCUUCACACACACACACAGAGACACACACACAGCACAGUGAAGCAGCUGUUCAGAUUUAAAGUACAACACAGCUAAACUAAGCUACAGUAACAUCUAGAUUAUAUUAUUACUUUCUCCGAACAUGCAGUUAGUACACUACCCUGAUGAGGUUUUUAAUAAAACGUCAUCAUCAGGUAACUACCAUCAGUCCAAAUGAAGCAUGCAGUCCUGUCUACACAGCUUUUUCCUGCAGGGGGGUACUUUGUUUUUGAUGGAACACAUAUAACAACUAUAUUUUGAGUGUCCCUCGAUAAAAGGCUUCUUUUUUUUUCACAGUGGUGAGGAGACUUGGGCGUGAUUUUGCCUCUGAAGACUACUGAGCCUCUUUGUGUUCUUAUUCGCCAUAGUCUUUUUUGGCUUAGUCCAGCUCGAUUAGUUUAAAAAGUUUGCAGCAGCUUGACUAAAAACAUGCAUUCCUGUUCAAGACCAGAACAUUCCAACUCCUAGUCUGGCAUUCAGUUUCCACACUUAACUAACCUAACAUUAAGGAGGAUUUCCAGUACUUAAGUGUUUUACAGACCUGUUGGAUAUUUGAUUAUGUAGUAGCAAACACUGCCCAUGACAUCAAAGUUUAGUUUAAAAAAAAAAGGGUUUCCUCAAAUAAGUGUUUUUUUAAAAAAAAUCUCAUCUAGAUGUUUAUUCAAAUUUUGCCACGAGAUCACAAACCUCAUAAGCUUUGAGCUCAGCUUACGCUUGUGUGGACUGGUUCUAUAGACAACAUGCACUAUGCUGUCACUCUGUUUCUCUACGUAGGUCUCUCUUUUUAUAGUGCAGAGGUGUAAAAUUAAAAAAAAAAAAAAAAAAGGAAAGAAAAGAAAGAGAAGCUCUUCCUCACCAUGAUCUUGGUCACUGUCUCAGCCAGCACGUAGUCUGCCACAAGGGCACACACAGGCUUAGAUUAAACAUCUUUUUUAGCAACGUAAUGUUCCACGAGGGACUGGUGGUGGUAAUUUGUAAAACAAUAGGGGAAAAAACUGUACUAGACAAUGUUUGUUUUCACAAACCAAAGAAGGGUUAAGAUAAUUUAAGUUUAAUGGAGAAAAUAAAAUUUCUUUUCUAUGUGUGUGGGGUUCCUACGAUUGGGCUCGAGUGCUACAGUUGUUUUAAUUUUUUUUUUCUUUGUUUUUCUUCUCAUUGCAGGGUGCUUGUGAAAAUGCAUCCAUGUUUUGUCUCUUGAUCAGUUGUUAAUAGUUUUGUGGUUGUGUUAAUUUGCCUAUUGUAGACCAAAAUAGAUUUUUUUUAUAAGAAAUGCAACAAAACGUAAAAAUGAAUCUGACACAGUAGCUGUGAUGUAAACUAUCGCAUGUUAAUUCAUGUAUAAGAUUGUGUAAACAUUGCAUUGUUCCUCUGACAAAACAUGAUACUCAACAAUCAUUGGUUAUGUCUUUUAUACACACAUUUAGCCAAUCAGUGUAGACCUGUUCACCUUCACAUUGGAUUACAUCUAAAUAGUUUUUUUAAUCAGUUUUCUUCAAAUAUCGGCAUGUCUAAUAUUUUAAGACUGUCCCUGAAAUACUAAUCUGACAUUGUGGUUUUAAGUACAUUCAGCCAUUUAUACUUGAGAUGGACCAAGAUGUUAAGUUUGCACAUAUUUGUAGGUUGUUUAUUAAGCCAAAAAAAAGGGGGGAAAGAGAAUAACAGUACACAACUUUCAGUCUCGGCAAGUCAAAUCCAGCCGAGCCGCUCAUGAUCUCCAAGCAAAUAUUACACUCGUUCAUGUUCACUGACAGAAAAGGAGCCAGCCAUCACUACACGAUGAAAAUUAAUCCAAACCAAACUGUAACAUGAAUUUAAAUAUCACAAUGUGGAGCAAAUAUUUAUGAAAGUGAUUACGAAAUGAUAUAUUUUUGUAAGAACAAUACAUGUCAUCUGCAAGAGGAAUGUAAACCAUUUGGCAAAAUUUUAUUACUGUAAGGUCUAAGUUUAGCUGAAUCUGCUGUACAUUUUUCAUCCUGUGUGUUCAAAAUAGGAAAUUUAAUUACUGUAAUUCGGGCAAUGUUUUGUACCUGGGCUGAAGACAGAAUUUCUCGAAUAUUGACAUGACAAAUCAGAAAUUACAUGUGUCCUAAUCAAAGCAGCUUAGGUCAUAUUUUUUUUCAUCUGGCUUUCAGGCUUUUUGCUGCCAUAUCUUGUAUGUAGAUGCUUUUGUAAACGUGCACUUGAGUUGAACUAUAAGAUGUGCUUAUAAUUAUGUGUAUAUUUUGUUAGGCUCUUUUUGGCCUACAUUAGCUUGCUAUUUUAUUAUUUCUCUAAAAAUACUCCUUUAUAGUUAUGAACAUGGCAGAAGUGGAGCUGUUGUAGUAAAGGUAGUUAACAUCACAACUAAGCAACCCUGAAAUAUAUGCUGCAGUAAUGUGUUUUCAGUUUGUUUUUGAUAAUUUAUGCUCCAAGUUGGUUUGUAUUUUAUUAUUAUUAUUAUUAUUGUUAUGAAACAAGCUUGUUUGAAAUGUUUUGACUGCUGUUUUGAAAUAGGGGAUAAAGUUUUUUUUUUUUUUUAAUGUAUGUGCAAGGACGUUUUUAUAAUAUGAUUUGUCAAACACUGGACUGGAGUGAGUUUUCCAACAUUUCCAAGUUGAGAGAUGUAUUUGACAGACCUAACUGCACAGACGACACCCGUUAGCACAGAUGUGAGCUGACAGACAAAGCACAUCCUCCCAGCUGUACAGGGGAGGGUGACAACAGAGCCGCCAUCCUCCCGCUCAGAAUAGGACUCAUUUAGAUGUAAGAAGUUAAGACAUUAACUUUGUGCUGGUUAAUUGCCCUCGUUGGGUGAUGGGUUAUAUAUAACAGAAAAUAUUUAUCCGAGUUUUCCUUCCAAAUUCUUGCAUGGAAUCGACUGGUGACAUAUAGAGAGGGUUUUUUUUUCUUAGCUGAAAAAGAAAGAGUGCUCUCAUAAAUAUUCAGAAAAAUGAUGAAGGGAUACCACUUGACAGCUAUCCAGUUAUCAAAAAUCACCUGGUGUGUUCUUGCAAUGGUAGAGCAGACAUGACAUUUGAGUCUCAUUACACCCACCACCACUUCUCAAACCAGAAAAGAGAUUUGCACUAGACUUGUUUUGGUCUUCUUCUAUCAAAAGCAAUAUAAUUCACAACACAUUUUCGAACCAUAGUAUGUGACGGUUGUCGUCCACAGUGGCAAUGCUGAGUAAAUGGUGAUAUUUGACAUGUUUUGAUUUGUUUUUUUUGUAUUAAAAGGUACACAAUCGGUCACCUUAUUAAAUGCACAUGACAUCUACACGUUCGUAGCAGUUUUAUUUUUUUAACCCAGCAGUACCCUGAGUAUUAGUGUCCAGAUUUGAGGGGCAUUAAAACUGUUGUUUCCUCCUGUGAUUGUUUUGGACAAAUCAAGCAGCUCUUACAGAUCUGACGUGAGAGACGGGAUAUAUGAGGGAUGGAACCAUUUCCCACAAGCCAAAAUGUCAGUUGUCUUCAUCACACAGCCGAGACCAUUUUGAAAGAUUAACACAAAUACCAAAAGAUAACCCCAGCUGUCCACUGUCGUGCACACUUCUCCUUUUGAAAACACUCGUUUUCUCUGCAUAUUUGGUCACUUUGAGUGCUUUUGGCUGGGAUGUUACAAAAGGAAAAAAAAUGCUUUAAUGUGAGAUAAUAACGAAAUACUUCUUAGAGGAAGAAAAAAAAUUCCAAAUGCACCUUUUUGUCAUAGAAAUACAGCAUCAUUGGCCACGUAUGUAGAGAAUCUGUGUCCACCAAAAUGCAUCAUACGUCAUCCCUCUUCAGUGAGGCCAUUCACAAAAGCGUAAUUACUGAUCUUAACGUCGUUAUUAUGUUGAUGGAUAAGUGUAAAUUUUUCAAUAAUUCACAAACAGCAACAUGUCACCAUUUUAUCUGGAUGUAGUAGCUUUCCUGUUUUCACCGCUUUGUGGUGUUGUUGAAAGAUGUUGCGGUUUGUCUAAAUAUGUUGCGUGUUAGAGGAAGCAUAAGUAUGUGCCUUCUUGUAAUCUCCUUGGUGAGCUUGUUAUUAUUGAGAAGCUGAAGCCAGCCAAUUGUGUUUGCACUAAAACCAAAUUGCUUUUGUGAUGUAGACUAUUUAAGCAAGCUUGUUGCGUCACUUUAACCGUACAGUAUGCAUGAGGGUGAAAUUGGUAAGUCUAGGGCUAGAGCUCUCAUCUGUUGACCUGUAAACCAGUGCAGCUUAGAGGAUCUUGUGAAUAUAUCUUGGCUUAGUUUCACAUUCAGUUUUCAAUUCCAUCUCCUUACUCAUCAAGUUUGUCACAAUUUCAACAGUUAAAAAUAAAAAAUUAAAAAAAAAAAACUAUUUUAAAAAUAGGAAAAAAAAAAAAACACAUACCAUCAAUACAAUACAGCUUUUACUUUCACAUGCCACAGUUAGAGUUACACAUCUGCAGUAGAGAUAUUCAUUUCUCUGAAUCCAUGGGAAUGCAUGAGUAUACGAGGUCGCCUCAAGACUAUUGGUCAAAUUAAUUUAGGUUGUUUUUGAAAACUUAUAUUUAUUAUACAUUUUGUUGACAUCUAAGAAAGACCUACAUGCUUUGAGUCUUACAAAUGCACCUUAUUCAUGUCAGUCCAAGUUGGGGAAAAAAAAAAAGGCUGGCAAUGUAAUAUCUCUGAUUUAGCACCUUACUACACAGCAUGUUUUCACUUUAUGCCAGUUUAGCUCUUCUUCCAUAUGUAUGAUUUCAACAAUAAAUCUCAUAUUUUGUGAAAUUGUUUCAUGGGAUGUGCCAAAGUUUGGAGGCGAUCUCCCAAGUGUUUAUGCUUAUCAUUUUCUUUUCCUCCUCCUUCAGUUAUAGCAAUGGUAUGUCAAAACUUUCCUAUAACAGUGUGUGGAAUCAAUUUAUCUCAGCAAACAGUAUCAUUACUUGCCAUUUUACAAUAAGCCCUGUAUUUCACAUAUAUUUACCAGUGAUGUGUAUUUGUUAUUAUAAAGAAAAUAGCCGUAAAAGCUUCAUUAUGUUACAUAAUAUUGUGACUUUUUUCGAAAAACUGUGAAGACUUAUCUUGCAUAUACUUUAUACAGAAGUAUUAAGCCUUAAUACAAAAGACUAAAAAAAGUGUGGAAGAAUAAACUGAUUGUUGCUAAGUAAGGAUGAUUUUUGUAAAUGUUACCAGCACUUUUUUUGUAAUUUUCACUCUCUGAGGUAUUGUACAAGUUCAAGCUGUUUGUGAAGUUUGAUUAUGAAGGAAUAAAAACUAGUACUUUCCUGUACUUCACAGAAA
Molecule: messenger RNA, 14162 nt
Organism: Scatophagus argus
Lineage: Eukaryota; Metazoa; Chordata; Actinopteri; Scatophagidae
Gene: zbtb20
Product: zinc finger and BTB domain containing 20
Exons: 4
Coding region: 395-2443 (682 amino acids)
Biological process (GO): negative regulation of transcription by RNA polymerase II; regulation of immune system process; regulation of cytokine production
Molecular function (GO): protein binding
Source: RefSeq, a predicted model, not a curated record